Messenger RNA from Emiliania huxleyi CCMP1516, 580 nucleotides. RefSeq lists its product as hypothetical. The transcript has a single exon. The annotation marks the transcript as partial. The record is from RefSeq and is a predicted model, not a curated record. Lineage: Eukaryota; Haptophyta; Isochrysidales; Noelaerhabdaceae.
GACGAUCGAGGAGAUCAGUCCAAAGAUGGCGGGGGAGAUGGGCAGGAUCCGCAGCCAGCUGACGGGCCUGAUUGGCGGCAAGGCGACCAAGGGCACAAAGCGCAAGCGCGCGGGCAGCGUGGCGAGCAGCAACGGCGCGGUGGUGCUCGCGCCGGCAGAGGAGGAGACACUUGCAGCUCUGGAGGCGGAGAUCGGACGGCUCAAAGCUGCGAACGAAGAUGCGACGACGACCGUGGGCGAGUGGGAGAUCAAGUGGAAGGUGCGGGCGAAAGUGUCUGGCUCCGGGGUAGCCGGAGACUUCGCCGCCACAAGGGCCGGCGGCAAGCAGUGUCGCUCCAUCAAGGGGCUCCGUGCCCUGCUGGCAGGGUCGGCCUGACCACGCUGCGGAGGGCGCCUGCCAGAGGAACGACGCUCGACCCACCCGCGCGCUGUAGACCUGUCUACCAUGGGCCUCGCUGCCAGCUCACUGCCGCACCGGGAGCGCCUCGGUCGCUCUCAUAAGUGCGUUCGUACUCUCCAUGUCUAAUACUAAGUUAUACGGUGCCAUGCAUGUUGUCGUUUACAUUAGACAUUAGAGCCA